Molecule: messenger RNA, 13566 nt
Organism: Bicyclus anynana (squinting bush brown)
Lineage: Eukaryota; Metazoa; Arthropoda; Insecta; Lepidoptera; Nymphalidae
Gene: Sln
Product: monocarboxylate transporter 12-like
Exons: 18
Coding region: 306-2462 (718 amino acids)
Biological process (GO): monocarboxylic acid transport; transmembrane transport
Molecular function (GO): monocarboxylic acid transmembrane transporter activity
Source: RefSeq, a predicted model, not a curated record
UCGUACUACCGCGUACGUAGUGCAAAAACACUGAGAAAUCAUAUAAAACAUUUGUAGGUACACCGGAAAAUGUGCUGUUUUUCACCGUAAAUCGCGCUUUUUGAUACAAGUUUUUUCAUAUAAAGUGUAAUAAAAGACGUUAAAACGGCUACCCGAAGGAUAUAUCCCGUGAAACCAAUGCAUUUAGCGGCGGAUGCCGUUCGUCAGAGGAGAAUUAUCUUGAGACUCGAGUCUACGGAAUCUGAGGAUCACUUUAGUAGGUGUUAUUGUAUUACCCUGCCAGCGCCGCCGGAUAUCAGUAUACCAUGUCGCUGCCAAGGGAGUUUAUUUUUAAUCAGGAGUUGUCGAAGAUGGACGUACAGUUCCUUGGCACAUCCGCACCGCCCACUUCCCAAGCGCCCGUCAGCUGCUCCAUCGAGAUGGCGACAGACACCAUCGCUGAGGCAUUGUCUCCGGACAACGCAGGGUCGCUGCUGUCGAUCCAGUCGGCACCGCCGGAGCAGAGCGAGCGCUCUGAGCCGCGAGAGCGUCCCGUCAGUUUGCUGCUCGAGCUGCCGUUAGCCACUCAAGUGGGCGCGUACCUGUCCGCGAUGUCGCCGACGGACCAGGAGGAGGAUUCGCUGCUGACACUGUCCUCGGUGACGGCGCGCCCUCUGCUGGCGGCGUCAAGGAAGCUCCGACCGACCGACAGCUCCACCGACGUGUCGUCGCCACCCGACGGCGGGUACGGCUGGGUGGUGGUGCUGGGCGCGUUCAUGGUGCAGUUCUGGGUGGCUGGGCUCUUCAAGUCGUACGGCGUGCUGUAUGUGGAGAUCAUGGAAACGUUUCCGGACUCCUCCGAGAGCGUCGCGUCUUGGAUACCGGCAGCGCUGUCCACGCUCUGCUUGGCUUUGGCUCCUCUGUCGUCGGCGCUAUGCGAGAAGUACUCCUGCAGAUUGGUGGUAUUCACUGGCGGGCUGUUCUGCGCCACCGGGCUUGCUGUAUCGUACUUCAGCACCGGCCUGCUGCACCUGCUGUUGAGCUUCGGUGUGAUGACCGGUAUUGGAGGAGGUCUGUCGACGACGCCGGGCAUCGUUAUUGUCUCACAGUAUUUUGAUAAGCACAGAGCUCUGGCCAACGGGAUAUGUGUGAGUGGGACGGCGGCGGGUAGCUUCGUGUUCCCCAUGCUGAUAGAGAAAUUGGUAGACACGUACGGACUGCAUGGAACGGUUCUACUUUUAGGAGGUGGCAUGCUGCACGUGUGUGUGGCAGCCACACUCUACCGACCACCGCCCACGCCACGCGCCAUUACUCCUGUCACCACGACCACCACUGAAAACACCACUUUGCUGAAUGACAUCACUGAAGGGAAAACGGUUGUGCCAAGCAAGGACAACAAGCUACAGAAUCUAUUCCAAACCGAAACGGAGAUGACGUUGAACCAGAAGAACGCGAUGCUGUGUGACGAGAAACGAACCAAUCUGCUGAGCGAGAUCAUACAUCCGAGUCUAAUCGAGCAGGUGGCGCGUCCCCCCCUACCGUCACAGUACAUGUCGGAUUCUGAAGAUUCGGAGGGGAUGGACGUUCUAGGAGUUGUGGGAUUACCCCGGGAAGUGGUACGUUUAAGACUGCGACCUACACGGUCGUCCUCCAUACUGCACUCCGUUGAGGAUCUCUCUACUGACAGCACGUGUGUCUACAAAGCGAGGGGCAGACAGCUGAGUCGAUCAUUAUACAUCAAGCCACCGCUACCGAGUAGAAUAAUCCAGAGCCAGUUGACAGAACCGGCGAACAAUGUGAAGAAGACAGAAGAAGUCAAAGAAGAGAACGUAGAAGAGAAAGAAGAGAAGACCGGCUGCAUCGGAACGAUAUCGAGGUACCUCGACGUGUCACUGCUCAAGUCGUGGCGCUUCGGUUUGCUGUGCGCGUCCGUGGCGCUGAUGUCCUGCGGGUCUCCGUACGCGUUGUACUAUCUGCCCGCGUAUACCGUCGCAGUUGGACAUAGCAAGGCUGCUGCCGGUCACUUGGUAGCCAUCAGUGCGGUGCUGGACCUAUGCGGUCGCCUAGGUCUCGGCUAUCUGUGCGAUUUACAUCUGUUCUGCAGACGAAAGGCGUAUAUACUGAGCAUAUUAGUCGCCGGCAUUGCUGUGCUGUCGUUGCCUAGCUUGACGUCGUGGUGGGGCUUGGCUAUCGCAUCAGGCGCCUACGGCCUCUGUCUCGGGUGUUGGUUCCUCCUCGUACCAGUACUGCUGGCGGACGCAUUCGGGACAGCCCGCAUCGCGUCAUCGUACGGGCUGGUACGCAUGUUCCAGAGCUUGGCUGCUGUCUCCGUGCCGCCCACUGCUGGUCUCCUCCGUGACGUCACCGGAGGAUACUCAUGGUGUUUCUACGGCAUGGGGUCCUGCAUGGUGCUGGGAACUGUUCCCGUCAUCGCCUUCCACCUCAGCACCAAGAACGAAGACUCGGAGUCAUCUGUGGAUUGAACUACCAACUUGCAUUUUGAGGGUAUAUCAAAUUUUUUUCAAGUGAAACUAAAAUGAACCUUAUGUUAAUGGGCUUAAAGUCUUAAAUCGUGUACAAGGCACCUAUUAAAGGUGUAAUUUGCCUAUUUAAAGAUCUCACAUAUAUUUCGAGGAUAUAUCAAAAAAUAUUGUAGUUAAACUGAAUUGGACCUUAUAUUUGUGGUACUAAAGUCUUAAUUCGUGUACACAGCAACUGUUAGAUGUAUCAACUACUGAUUGAAGUUCUGAUUUAUUUUGAGGGUAUAUCGAAAAAAAAUCUAGUCAAACUAAAAUGAACCUUAUGUUUAUGGUAUCAAAGUUUUAAUUUGUAUACACAGCAAUUACAUUAUCAAGGUGUAAUGUGCCUAUUUAAAGAUCUGACUUGCAUUUUAAAGGUAAAUCAAAGCAUAGUUAAACUGAAUUGAACCUUAUGUUCAUUAUUUUAAAGUCUUAAUUCGUGUACACAACAGAUACCUAUUACAGGUGACAUCUGUUGAUUGAACCACCAACUUGCAUUUGGAGGGUAUAUCGAUUUAUUUUCUAGUCAAACUAAAAUAAACCAUAUGUUUAUGGUAUUAAAGUCUUAAUUCAUGUACAUUGUACACAGCAACUUUUUCUUCGGUGUCAUCUGCGUAUUGAAGAUCUGAUUUUCAUUUUGAGGGUAUAUCAAAAACAAUUUAUUAGGCAGAGUGAAUUGAACCUUAUGUCAAUUGUAUUAAAGUCUUAAUUCAUGUACACUAUGAGAUUCUUAUUUGCUAAGUUAUGUAUCCAUUAAAGAACCAAGGUUCAUUAGUUCAUAUAUCUAUUGAAAACAAUUUUUAGUUACAAUAAAUUGAACCUUAUGUUAUUAGUGUUAAAGUCUUAAUUUACGUACAGUAAACCUCUGCGCUCUGUAAUCGCAAAAUCAUCCGUCGAUUCAAAAUCUUAUUUAAUUUUGGGAGAACAAAAAGCAUUUUUUUAGUCAGACUUAAACGAACCUUAUCCUAGUGUUAUUAAAGCCUUAAUUCGUAUACACAGCAACUUACUAUUAGUUGUCGACAGCUGUAGAUUUAACUUAAUUAAAAAAAAAAACAAUUUUUUGUCAGAGUAAAUUGAACCCUAUGUUAGUAGCAUUAAAGAUUUAAUUAAUGUUCUUUAAGAGCUAGUUAAUUCGCAGAGUCAAAUGUCGAUUGAAGAACUAAUUUUCAUUUCGUGGGUAAAUCGAAAAUCCAGUUACUUAGUCCAAGUAAAUUGAACCUUAGGAUAGUAGAUUUAAAGUCUUAAUUCAUAUACAGUGGGAGCUCCAUACUUGCAGAGUCAAAUGUCGAUUGAAGAACUAAUUUUCAUUUCGGGGGUAUAUCGAAAAAAAAUUCAUUAGUCAAAGUAAAUUGAACCUUAUGUUAAUAGAUUUAAAGUCUUAAUUCAUAUUCAGUGGGAGCUCCGUUUUCGUAGAGUCAAAUGUCGAUUGAAAAACUAAUUUUCAUUUCGAGGGUAUCGAAAAAAAAGGUCAUUAGUCAAAGUAAAUUGAACCUUAUGGUAGUAGAUUUAAAGUCUUCAUUCAUAUACAGUGGGAGCUCCGUUUUAGUAGAGUCAAAUGUCGAUUGAAAAACUAAUUUUCAUUUCGGGGGUAUAUCGAAAAAAAAUUCAUUAGUCAAAGUAAAUUGAACCUUAUGUUAGUAUAUUUAAAGUCUUAAUUCAUUUAUAAUGAGAGCUCCGUAUUCACAGAGUCAAAUGUCGAUUGAAGAACUAAUUUUCGUUUCAAAGUAAAUUGAACCUUAUGUUAAUAGCAAUAAAGUCUUAAUUCAUAUACCGUAGGAGCUUCAUCUACACAGUCAUAUAUCAAUUGAAUAUCAAACCUCGAGGAUAAUAUAUCGAAAAAAAAUUGUACUCAAACGGAAUUGGACCUUAUGUAAAUUGUAUUAAAAUCCUAAUUCGUAUACACUGAGAUAUUCGUAUUCGCAAAGCCGAUUGAAUCUCAUUUCUUCAUUUUGAAAAAAAAAUCUAGUUAGAGUAAAAUGUACCUUAUGUAACUAGUAUUAAAAUCUAAAGAAUGAAGAUUAUGAUUCAUCUAUUGAUCGAACCACCUUUUUUGUGUGUAGUUAGGUACAUUAAAACAAAUUUAAUCGAACUAGAAUGAACCUUACGGAAAUGAUUUUAAAGUCUUUAUUCGUAAAUCAGUAGCAGCUCACUAUUUGCAGAGUUAUCGAUUGAAGCUCCAAUUUUUAUUUCGAGGGUAUACCAAAAAACAUUGUAGUUAGGGUAAAAUGUACCUUAUGUACUUAGUAUUAAAGACUAAGGAAUGAAGAUUAGGAUUCAUCUUUCAAUCGAACUACCUUUUUUGUGUGUAGGUAGGUACAUUAAAACAAAUUUAGUCAAACUAGAAUGAACCUUACGAUAAUGAUUUUAAAGUCUUUAUUCGUAAAUCAGUAGGAGCUCGCUAUUUGCGUAGUUAUCGAUUGAAGCUCCAAUUUUUAUUUCGAGGGUAUACCACAAAAAUGUAGUUAGAGUAAAAUGUACCUUAUGUACUUAGUAUUAAAGACUAAAGAACGAGGAUUAGGAUUCAUCUUUCAAUCGAACUACCAAUUUCAGUUUUGUGAGUAAAUCAAAAGACUUGUAGUUAAUCUAAAUUGAACCUUACGUUUAUGGUUUUAAAGUCGCUUCGCUAUUCGCUUAGACAAAAAUUAAUACUUCCAAUUUUCAUUGUUUAUGAAUAUAUUUUCGUAGUCAAAGUAAAAUAGACCUUUCGCUACUAUUAUUAAAGUCUACUAUCAAAGUCUAGUAGUACGUUGAUCUAUCGGUCCAGGUCUUUAUCAUUACCAUCUCUUAAUGACCGUUGAAGAAAUUAUCACCAGCCAGUCCAUAUUGAAGCAGCAUGGUGGGUCAAAACUCCAUAUCGCCACUUCUAUAAGUCAUGAGGCAUGAGUGUUAAGCCUCAUGUACCAAAAACUCAGACUAAUUACUUAAGGACUAGUCAUCAUCAUCAUAAUCAUUAUCAACCCAUAUUCGGCUCACUGCUGAGCUCUAGUCUCCUCUCAGAAUGAGAGAGGUUAGGCCAAUAGUCCCAAGCUGGCCCAAUGCGGUUUGGCAGACUUCACACACGCAGAGAAUUGAGAAAAUUCUCAGGUAUGCAGGUUUCCUCACGAUGUUUUCCUUCACUGUUUGAGACACGUGAUAUUUAAUUUCUUAAAAUGCACAUAACUGAAAAUUUGGAGGUGCAUGCCCCGGACCGGAUUCGAACCCACGUAUUCGUAUUCAUAUACAACUAUAAUACGUUCGUUUUAAAUGCAACAUGAAAUAAUUUUGUAGUGUAGAUUUCUACAAAUCAUUAUAAGAUACCUAUUGUUAAAAUAAAAAGUGAUUGUCAGGAAAUACAUAUAAAAUAGUAGAUUGUUAACCAAGGGUGGAAAGAAUCAAUUCCCGAGGUAUUUAGACGCACGAGCGUAGCGAGGGCGGCUAUAGUCCGAGUAGGAAUUCAAUUUUUUUUAAACUCCGUCACUGUUAUGUAACAAAUUUUUCAAAUUUUAUUUAGGGAACUCAAUACGUUAUUGCGGCUUAUUCCGAUUAAGAAGUUUGCGCUAAAUUUAUACUGGCUGUUUAGAAACUCACAUGGCCGUAGCAUUUUUUUUUUUAUAAUUACUUUACUUUUUACAUAAAAGUUUUCCUCUAGAACUUCAUUGACGUCUGAACAAGCUGUAUGGUCAACGAUCUUUGCCUGUCCCCGAAUUUAGUUGGGGACAAAUAAAAAAAAAACAUAAAACUCUUCACAGCUAAUGACAGCAGUUCUAUUUUUAAAGUUCAUUUUGGCCCUUAGGUGGGAAGUGAUUUGUAUGAGUUAUUCCCUCCCUGUGUAGGGAAGCAGCAUUUUCCACCCAAUACUCAGAUCAAAACAACACUACUUUCCGAGUAUGAGAAGUGAAAAAUAUUGAAACACUCGUUUUCAUAUUCUAUGUGAUUUUUUAUAUAUCAUCACUUUUAUCAAUAAUAUCAAAUUAUUUCUAGUAAUAUUCAUAUUAGAUUAAAUGAAAGUGAAACCGAGUGUAUUCAUAUUUAUUCAUAAUACCAUACAAAUUCGUUUUAGUAGAGGUGUUUCUUUUUUACAUUAUAUCGAAAACGUUUAUACUAAUAAAAAAAUAGUGUGGAAUAGUGUGGAAAAAACAUUCAUUUUCAUGUUUAAUGUGAAAUCACUUUAGUAGGUAUAUGUGUUUUUAAUAAAAUCAAUACUAUAGAAAUGUGUUAGCAAAUAAUAUUGGUUCCAACCAAUUGCAUUCAUAUAAAACCAUAAUACGUUCGUCAUCAUGAUCAAUAUAUCCAAUAAUUUUGUAGAAUAGGUAGAUAUGUGUUAAUAAUAAAAAAAAAAACAAAUAAAAUAACCAAAUCAUACACUGUACUGACUGUAGAUAGUAGAAUAAAAAUAAAUGAAUCGUUAGAUUUUCACAAAAAAACGGUUGUUGAUGUUAAUAAUUGUCUAUGAUAUUUUAGUGAGUACCCACAUUUUUAUAGAUAAUUGCAUUAAUUCGUAAUUAUAAUAAAUUCUUACUUUCAUCAUCUACCUAUUUGCAUGAAAAUCGAUGAACUAUAAAAAUAUGAAAUAAUAAAUCUGACUCUUGUUCAUUGUAAUUGUAUCGAAGAGAAUCUUUGGAACCAUCAAAAACUUUAAAGGCUACAGGUAAAAUAUAGAAUUUUUAAAGCAUAAAGCGGAAAUAUACAUCACUAUAAUUACAUUAAUAAAUUACAUUUAUUUGUAAACCAGAAUAAAUUCAAUUAUAUUAAUUAUGUUUAAUCUACAAAUUCAAUUAUUCAUGACCAGUAGUUAAUUCUUUUUUUAUCUAUACUAAUAUUAUAAAGCUGAAGAGUUUGUUUGUUUGUUUGUUUGAUUGAACGCGCUAAUCUCAGGAACUACUGGUCCGAUUUGAAAAAUUCUUUCAGUGUUAAUUAUAUUCGCCUUCCUCGAUAAGUGGGCUAUCCACUUAUCGAGGAAGGCGAAUAUAUUAUCCCCAUAUUCCUACGGGAACAGGAACCACGCGGGUGAAACCACGCGUCAUUAGCUAGUGUGUAAUAAAAGUGAUUAUAAAUAAAGAUGUAUAAACAAAGGUACCAAAUACGAGUCUAUAGUCUUUGGGAUAGAAUACAACAACAAAAAAAAAGAAAAUAAUUUGAAUCUACUUACUUUUACUUUUACUAAUAGAUAUUGAAAACAAAUGCUUUGUUUAUUGUUCAUAUUUAUUAUCUAUAUUUAAAAUAUUAAGUUUAGUGUUCAAUCAAAUGCCUUAAAAAUGAGCUUUUCAAUUAAAAAAAAUAAAAAUUGUUCCUUUAUUUGCCGAACAAUUUAAUUGUUUAACUAUUUAAUGCUAUGAUUAAAUUAAAUAAAACUGUAUUUGAUUUACACAACAGCCAAACUUCCACCAAAAACACAUCAGGAGUCCGAGAUAGUAAAAAGUCCUCAAGACCACAUUUUAACGGCGUAGUGCAAGCUCGUGUCAUUUUUAUGAUUAUGUAAAUGAAACAUAACUAUAGUUCUUAGUGAAAUAACUAAUUAACUGUAAAAACACACGCCACUUAUACUCUAUGAUAAAAAAUGCUUGAUUUUACACAAUACCUAUGCGAUUUAUGAAAUUUUAUUAAUUAUAAUCUAACAUUAUAACAACUUUUAGAAGGAACAAAACUAAAUAAAUAAAAAACUCGCGGUCAAUUCGUUUGUAAGCAAAUCAUAAAAAAGGCAGUUUAUAAGGAAUGACAUAGUUUUAAAAUCAAUUUUACUGACGUCAACUUAUCAUAUUAUUAUAAAUAAGAUUGUCAAAUUUUAACAAACAAAAAUUAUAGUAGGUACUAUUUGGAAUACUUAUUAAUUUCCUGCCAAUUAUGAUUUUUACAAGCGAAUUUAUUGCGUCAUUAAAAAUAAAAAAAAAACAUAUUUAAUAAGAAAAAAAUAUAAUCAUGUAUGUACCAAUUAUAUUUAAAAAUAGAUAUGUAAGGAAAAAAACCAAAAAAAAAAAAAAACAAUUUCUUUUCUAAAAGUUGUUAAAAUGUAUAUACGGGUGUCCUGUAAUUAAUGGAUAAAACUCAAUUAGUAGAUACACCACCUUAUCUAAAACUAAUUUGAACAGUUUUCAUUACAUUUGUGUUUUAUCCAUUAAUUAGGAGCACCCUGUAUAAUGAUAUAGGUUCGACUAAACUUGAACUAAAGCUUAAGGAAUUAAGAUAUCAUGGGAAAUAAGCAAUAAGUUAAUUAUAUUGUAUCUACGAUCUAUAGACUCGGUGAUCACUGUCAAUCGCUCGGCUCACGGAACUAUGUCAAAACUUGUCAAGUAGUUGAUCUGUUGGGAAUAACUUUAAAGUCCGGCCGCUCAGAGAUUGCAUUUCUGACACCUGUCAAUGCCUCCUUUUUAUGUUUUGUUAAUUAAUUAAUUGUUAAUGAUUUUAGCCCAAAAUUACUUAAUACGUUACGUUCAUUGUAAGUUGGCAUAAUUAUUAAUGUUAUUAAGGUUAACAAAAUAUAUUUAAAUAUCUCAAUGACAUUGACAUUAUCUCUCUCAUCGACAAUGACAUAGACAGGUGACAGAAACGCAAAUAUAGUCUAUACGUCGCUGUGAAAUAAGUAUCACAGAUCGCGCAUUUGGAGAUUACUCUUUAGGUAUGAUUAUCUUAGGGAGUAUUUACCAUAACUUUGAGGGUAUAUUCUUUACCGAAAAUUAAUUAAAAAUGUUCAAGGAACAUGUGUUCUAAAAUUAAUAUUUUCGGGGUAAAUAUUAUUUAUAUUGUAAAUAGAUCUCAAAAUGAUCUCAAAAAUCAUCUUAAAAAUAAACACAUCCUUAUAAUUAUGAAAUAUCCAAGUUUUAAGUAUUUUAAAAUGCAAGGAUAGAUAAAAGCGUGAGUUACAUGGAUAGACGGAAUUAUUUGAAUUAAUUAUUUUGUAUGAAAACAUAAAAAGUUUUUAUUUUUUAGUUAAAAAAAUAUAAGUUAUGUGGUUCGGCAAAUAAAUGGACUCAUCAACGCCUUGAAGUUAUGGGAAAUACUCCUGAGCACUCUGUAUAAAAUACAACAUGAAGGCAACUAACACAUUUUUCAUUAAACUGCAUCAUAUGAAUAUAAUAAAUUCGUACUUAUUUGAUUUAUAUGAUACAGGAGAACUAUGCAUUUAUUUAUUAAUUUAUUGACAGUCAAUUCUACACUUUAUUUAAUUUGUGUUGGUAUAUUUAUAUAUAUAUAAUAGUACCUUAUCGCAGGUAAUAUUAUAUAUAUUCUACAGCCUUUCUUGAUGAGUACUGUUUACCAACAAAGAAAUUAGAAAUGAAGAUAGAAAACGCAUGUCAUUUCAUAACUUAUUUAUUUUAAAUUAUGUAUGGUUUGUUUAUUUAUUUAAUUAAUAAGGACAACCAACAGCUGAUACAAUGUCACAUGUCAAUAAUUUACAUUAAUAUACUAAGUUAUUGCCCAGCUAAUUACAGGUUAUCACAGCAUUCACUAAUUAAAAUAACUUAUGUCAAAUCUACAGUUGUCAGCAAUGAAAUGUCAAAAAAUAUACAAUGCAAAUUAAUAUCUAAAAAAAAAUGUCGGAUUACAAUAAACUAAAAGCCAUUAAAAUAAAAAAUAAGUCACAUAAAAUUAAAAAAAAAAUAAACAAGAAAAUUAUAUCUAAAAAUUACAAUACAUUAAGAAUACAAUACAAUUAUAUUUACAUAAUGAAAUUAUUAUUAAUAUUAAAUGUCAAUAUGAAGAAAUUAUUAAUUUUAAGAAGUCAAGUAAGUUUAUAAAAUAUAUUAACCAUAUCUAAUUGUUCUAAGGCUAUCAAUCAAAUUUAUUUUCAUUAAUAUAAGAACUUGUUAAUUAAUUUGUUAAUUUGUUUGUUGGUAAACAGUACUCAUCAAGAAUGGCUGUGGUAUAUUAGGUAAUAUAAAUCUACAAUGUUUGUUAUGGAUUGAUUUAUUUGUUGUUUUAACAUAAUAUUACUUUUACAUUCAUAUUUUAAAUUUAAUAUUAGGUUAAAAAGUUCGUUUUGUUGUCUAGUUUGUUGUAUAUUUGGAAAUACGUGUUGGACUAUUUGACACACUAAUUAUCAGCUUGUUCACGCGGCGAAGUAACGAUGUACAAAGAUCGGUACAUAUUCCAAUACAAUCAACAGCUAUUAGUGACAAGUAACACGGUUUUGAUGAAAAAAUCCCGAUUUUAACCAUUGAAUAUACACAGACAACCUGUCCAACCAAUUUUAUUAUAUAUAUGUAGUGAAGUAUGAUUUAAAAUGAAUUACUUAGUAUGGCUAUAAAUGUAUCUGCUUAAUACAACAUGAACAAGGCCCGAUUAACGCUGUCGGCCAUAUUAAUAAACAUUGAUUAAAGUUAAAACAUCAAAGUAAUUUAAAGUGUAAUUUUAAUAACAGCGGUUCAUUUUACUUUGAAGUAGUUUGAUGCUUAAAAUUUAAUAAAUGUUUAUUUUAUUAUUUUUUUUUAAUUUUAUUUGACGUACCUACAGCUAGUACACAGUAUAUGUUAUAAAAAAAGUAUAUGUACAAUGAUGUGGAGAAUGUGUCCAGCCCUCAGACUAAUUAGAUAAAGACCUGCCUCGCAAGACAUUAUUUUUCUGUCAAAGUAUAUGAUCAACGAUCUUAUGCGAUUAUAAACACUGUCUUUAUAGAAUCGACGUUUCAUAGUUUACAAUCGUGUCCAUCGGUUAAAAACCUCUGUAAAAAUACCUUCUUGUGUAGUUAAAUGGUUUAAAAAACGAACAAAACUGCUGGUUUAGUAUAAGAUAUGUAUGAAAUUUAAGCUCGUUUUCCUUAGAAAAUGGCAGAAAAUUUUGUUCGUGAAUUUGGGUGCGAUACUAGUCCCUAUGUAUUUAGUCUGAGGUCCAGCCACUUAGAGGUGUAUACAGCUCGAUAUCGUGAAUCAGGGUUCCCAACUUAGGGGUUUUCCCCCCAGAUUUAGGGGGCAAAUAAGUGAAAUGGGAUUUUUUUAUGGGUCUGAAAUUUUUAGGGGUAUUUUCAGGGAUUUUUUGACUCUUUAAUAUUUUUAAAUUGAUGAUAAUUUUAAUAUUUCUUUCUUGGCCUAGCGACUUUAACGACAUAUAAUACGUUAUUCUACAACCACUCUGAGGCAAUUGGAGGCAAUUUUCUUCGAAUAAAAAAAAUUGGGAAAUUUAUUCAUUGUCAACAUGUAUAAUUUCAAAAAAUCUGAAUCUUCAGAUAAAGACGUUGUAUUUUGUCUGUAUUAAAUAUAGACUUUUGAUACAUAUGACAGCAUAUUAUUUCUAAAUUAUUAUGAAUUUAUAUUUUUUAGGGGGACAACUCAAUAAUUAAGGCGAUUUUAGGGGUAUUUGACACCAACUUUAGGGAUAAAUAUUUUGGAGAGUUGGUAACACUGUCGUGAAUUUGGGUCCUUAUGUAUUUAGUCUGAGGUCCAGCCACUUGCAGGUUUAAACAGCUCGAUUUAAAGAAACAUUUUACGAUCGACAAAUUAAUCAUAGUUAUACUAAACAGUUCACAUAUUCAAGAAUAUAAUAAAGCUUAACAACUAAUAAAUGAAUAAAUAUGUUAAAUAGUACCUACAGAAUCGCUGGCCGAUUGCAGACUUGAUGAUGGUGCCGCUAAAACUUUUUUUAAAUAUAUUUAUAAAUAUUGCUGUUUAAGUUUACAGGUGCCCACCAGCACUCACUUAUUAACGAGACGUAAAGCUUCGUUAUUAUCUCAGAUUUACAUUGUAGGCAUUAAAAUUAAGUUGGAAAUUGAAUAGUUUAUUCAUUUCAAGUGGGCUUUACAAUUGCUUAGAAGUCAUGUAUAUUCAAAGAUUUUAUUCUAUAAAAUCAUUGUGUUUAACAGUGAAUGACUAUCAUCUACCACUGUUUUAUAUAGAGGUGUCAACCGUAUUAUCUAUACUUAUAAUAAAUCUGUAGAGAGGUCAAUUCUGUACAUUAAAUACAUUACCAAAAUAACUAUCAGGGGGUGAUUAGUGAUCGAUACCUACUGAUGCUAAAAAUGCAAUCAGUAAAAUUUUUGUCUGUCUGUCUGUAUGUUCGUUACAGAAACAAAAACUACUCGACGGAUUUUAACGAAACUUGGUACAAUUAUUCUUCACACUCCUGGGCAGGUUGGACUGGAGGACUGACAGACAGACAGACAGACAAAAUUGGAAAAAAAUACAUGAUUUUUGAAUGAAUUAUUAUUGUUUUUAAUAAAUUAGAUACGAGUCAAGUACCCUAUUGAUUUUUUUUUUUUUAUUGAGAAAGUUAAGCUAACUUAUCCUAAUAACUAAAGAAAUCAUGAAUUGAAUUGAAUAUAUAUAGGUUUAUAUCCUAAGUAUUUCUGUACAAGCCAGUGUUUGUUUUUAGUCUUUAUUUCCAGUAUAUUUAUUUUGUAUCAUAUUAUGUAAAUUAUUUUGUGUGCAUAAAUGUUGUUAGCCUGUCUAAAUAAAUAAAAUAAAAAAAUAUAUAUACACAUUUUCAUCUUCAUCGAGCCUUGUUCAUGAGAAAGUUAAAAAAAAACAAAUAAAGUGAUGUGUUCAAGGCUACAGGUAUUUAUCGAUUCCCCCGUAAAUGAAUGUAAAUGAAAAAGGAAUGUAAAUAAAUGAAUGCCGGCGGUGAGGUUAACGUAUAUGUAAUAAUUAUAGUAAUAAAUGUAACUAUUCUAAAAGUAAAUGUAAGUGCUACUCUAUGUGUACUGUAAACUUUAUAAUCAUGACAAAAAUAUAUAUAAAAUUUGAAAUGGAUUUGAGUUUUAUUUCAUACCAGCUGACGCCGUGCGGUUUCACCCGCGUGGUACUCGUUCCCGUAGGAAUACGGGGAUAAUAAUAGGGGUUAAAGUAUGAAAUUGCCGAUUUGUACUGAAAAUCUAAAUUGUUUAUUUUUUAAUUUUUAACAAAUUUAUUUAAUCAAAAUAGUUGCCAUUAUUAUCUAUACAUUGCUGUCAUCUAAUGGGAAGGUCAUUAAUGCCUUUGCGAUAGAAUAUAUAUAGGUUUAUAUCCUAAGUAUUUCUGUACAAGCCAGUUAUUGAUGUUUAUGUUUUAAAUCUUUAUUUCCAGUAUAUUUAUUUUAUAUCAUAUUAUGUAAAUUAUUUUGUGUGCAUAAAUGUUGUUGGCCUGUCUAAAUAAAUAAAAAAAAAAAAAUAUAUACACAUUUUCGU